GGACACACUUGUUAUUUGAAGCAAACCCGCUUUCGUCACAUUGCAACAGAAAACGUUUUGGACUAAUACAUUAUGCAGGAAAUUGUACAAUAUGUGUGAUUUUCAAAAAGCCAACACGUGCAUAUCUUACACCUUGAUACCUGCCAUAAUCAAGCAUCUAACGGUGAAUAUUUACAUGUAUAUUUAAAGGGUGUACUUUGAAAACGAAACUUUCGCAGAUCCGCGAUGGACUUAACAGCAUGUUCUUGUGCUGUGUAUUACGUGGUUCCAUUUGUAAUAGCAAUAGCAAUACUUUGGCAGUUAUUGGAAUGGGAAACUAAACUGAAACGAAACAGAAACGACGGUACAAAGGUCAUACAUGGUCCAAGACCGUCGGAUCCAACACUUGGUAAUUUCCCCGACAUUGAGCUCGCCGGCGGUUUGAUAUCAUAUCUAAAACGCGCGCAUGCGCAGUAUGGCGACGUGGUACAGGUGUGGUUUGGAGACAAGCCGGUUGUAAGCACAGCGUCCCCCGGGGCGUUCACAGACCAGGUUCGACUCUUCGACAAGCCGGAAAUGUCCUUCAUUUCGCCGGUAUUCGGUUCGAGGAGUAUCCAGUUCGUUAACGGUCCGGAGGCCAGAGAGAGACGCCGAAAGUACGACAUGUAUCUCAGCAAAGACGCUGUGCAUUCACACUUUUAUACGUUCAAGCAGAUAGCUGACGAGACCACGUGUCAGCUCGGCGCAUUGGAGGACCCAGACCACGUGACCAUUUACGACGUGGCGUUCCAGAUGGCGUGCCGGGCGGUAGGCGUGGCGCUGUUCGGAGAGUACUUCAGCCAUGAUGACAACAUACUCACCUUUAAAGCUCUCUAUGAACAAUUCUGGCCAGUUUUGGAAAAGAACUUUACAUCCGGGCUACCUGAGGAGGGAACGGAUGAAAGUGAGCAUUUCUAUAGCAUUGUUCAGGACGUCCACCACAUUGUCCGGAGCAUGAUUGAAGAUCACGUAACCAGCGGCACUGACCGGAAGUUCAUUGAUGUCGUCAUGGAAUCGAAUCUUGACCAGACUACAGUCUAUGGCGACAUUUUGGUGUAUCUUGUCGGCGGCUUUCACAGUGUCAGCACAACCCUGACCUGGUGCCUCUACCACGCGGCGCUCUACCCGCAAAUGCAGACCCGGAUACACGGCGAGCUCUCGCACGUGCUGGGACGCGCGCAUAUUCAACCAAGCGCACUUCCGGAACUGAAGUAUCUAAGAUGGUUUAUCGACGAAACACUUCGCCUUCGAUACGUUGCUCCCGUAGCAACACGACUGAGCGGCAAUAACACGAAGAUACAGGGAUACCAUGUGCCAGAACAAACGCAGAUUAUUCAUGCGUUAGGUGUCGUCAUGAAUUCAGAGACGUACUGGGAACAUCCAGAACGGUUCAAUCCGGAGAGAUUCGAUACGUCUGAAAAUUCCGAUAAGGCCAAACGGUCUCCGCUAGCUUUUUGUCCGUUCGGAUUUGCGGGAAGGCGAAUGUGUCCCGGAAAAGCGUUUUUCUACGACGAAGCAUUGAUAUUUCUUGGCACCCUCAUCAGAGCAUUCGAGUUUAGCCUGGCGCCUGAAACCCCAACAAAUAUGGCGAUAACCGAGGGACUUCUGACUCGUCCGCGCGACAAAGUAGUUCUCAAAAUCAAGAAACGAACAUGUGAAUAAAGUUAUUUUUCAUUCACUAUUAUAUUAUAAUAUAUUUCAAUGUUCACCCUUGGCAACGAAAUUCUUCUCUGUUUCAGGUGUAGAUCUACACUGAGUUACCAUCAUAGCACAAUGCAUAUUUGAGCGAUAUUAAAUACUUCAUGUAAUGUAGAUAUGUGAUACAUUCGUCAUAUACAAUUAGUCUUAAA
Dreissena polymorpha is the source of this 1868-nucleotide messenger RNA. RefSeq names its product cytochrome P450 3A19-like. The record is from RefSeq and is a predicted model, not a curated record. Lineage: Eukaryota; Metazoa; Mollusca; Bivalvia; Myida; Dreissenidae. The transcript is spliced from 11 exons. Gene Ontology annotation, molecular function: monooxygenase activity; oxidoreductase activity, acting on paired donors, with incorporation or reduction of molecular oxygen; heme binding. Gene Ontology annotation, cellular component: membrane. Bases 226 to 1680 code for a protein of 484 amino acids.